Messenger RNA from Chironomus riparius, 3648 nucleotides. The record is from the annotation of a GenBank genome assembly. NCBI's taxonomy places the organism in Eukaryota, Metazoa, Arthropoda, Insecta, Diptera, Chironomidae.
UUAUUUUGAUUUUUCAUAUAAAGUGAGAUUUUACAAGAAAUUGAAAAAAUAAUAAAUUAGUGUAUAUCGUUUGUGUAAUUGAAUGUUUUUGUUAUUCAAAUAAUUGUUAAUAAAGUGUUUUAUCAUGGCCUGUAUUGAUUUUAAGGAAGUGCUUGCAGAUUCGCCUAGUUUUAGAUUCAAGCUAGAGCAAGAAGAGGAGAGUAUUGAAAGUUUAGAGCAAAAAUUGGAUAAAAUUCUUAAAUAUGCGACGUCUUCUUGCGAUUCAGGACGUACAUUUAUCGUAAAUCAGAGUGCAUUUGCGACAUCGUUAUGGGAACUUCAAAAGCAUUUUCCAGACGACAAAGAUGCUCUGACAAAAAUCAUUCAUUGUCUUCAAGAAAUGAAUAAAUUCCAUAACAUUCUCCUCGAACAAUGCUCGAAGACAGUCCUAAAAAAUAUUUCAAAUUUUAUUAAAAAAGACAUUCGAGAAGUUAAGGACUAUAAGCAAAUAUUCAUGAAAGUCUCAGAAAAUUUCGAUGGUGCAUUAAACAAGAACUCACAAGUAAAUAAGAGUCGUCCACAAGAGAUUGUUGAAGCUGAGAAUUAUGUGUGCUCGACAAAAUCACAAUUUCAACAUUCAGCACUUGACUAUGUCAAUUAUAUCACAUUAUUACAGCGUAAAAAAAGACCAGAAAUUCUAUCAACUCUUUUGAGUUAUGUAUCUGCAUGUUCUACGUACUUUCAUCAAGGCAGUGAUUUAUGUCAAGAUUAUGAUACUUAUUUAUUCAAGGAAUUGGAUGAAGAAGUUAAUAGCAUGAGAGCUGAUUAUGCGGUACUAGAGAAGGAGAUGCAAAAGCGACAUAAUUAUGUAAAUGGAUAUUCAAAGGAAGAAAAGAAUAAGGAUGGAGAUGACUCGAAAGGUGCUGUGAAACAAAUGGAAGGAUAUUUAUUUAAAAGGACAUCAAAUGCAUUUAAGACAUGGAAUAGACGAUGGUUCUACAUGAAAGAUAACAAGCUUUAUUAUCGAAAGCGUUCGGGUGAAGAACUGCCGACAGUUAUGGAAGAUGACUUAAAGUUAUGUGCUGUCAGGCCAUUAUUUGAUGCCGAUCGGAGAUUCUGCUUUGAAGUCAUUUCGCCGACUAAAAAUCAUAUCCUUCAAGCUGAUACUGAGACACACUAUCAAGACUGGAUACAGGCGCUUCAAUCAGCAAUUGGUAAUGCUAUACAGAAUAACAGCAGAUACUCUCAACAUAUGUGUGCUAGUACUUCCAGUAUAUCAAGUUCUUCUUCAGCUACGACACCAUCGUCGAGUAAAACCAAAGAAAAGAGAAUAAAUUGGAAGCAAAUGCUCUUGAUUCCAGGAAAUAUGAGAUGUGCUGACUGUGGAAAUAACGAUCCAAAAUGGGCGUCUAUAAAUUUGGGCAUUACAUUAUGCAUAGCAUGUUCAGGAGUUCAUAGAUCAUUAGGCGUACACUACUCAAAGGUUCGAAGUCUUACAUUAGACGUUUGGGAGCCAGAAAUUCUUCGCGUCAUGACCGAAUUGGGAAAUGAAGUUGUUAAUAAGAUUUAUGAGGCGACAUACGAUGAAAUUUUGAGUGAUAUUGAGCGAGCUACUGAAAAUUGUGAUGAUGAAGUUAGAAAGAAAUGGAUUUAUGCGAAAUACGUUGACAGGAAAUUUGUUCUUCCAUUAACGGAACAAAAAACUGAAUUACUUCCACCAAAUUUACUACCAUCACCAAGUAAAUGGAGCGUCAAAAAGAACCGACGUCGUACUUCAAGAAGAAGUACGCAUAAUAAUAAUAAUGACACGAAAAUAACAACAAAGGAACACGACAACAGCGAGGAUGAAAAAGAGAUUAAUGAAGGCAUUUUAAUGUUGGGUGAUAAAUUAUUGGAUACAAGUAUGCCAGUCGCAUGUAAUUUAUUCUCGAAUUCUGAUCAAGAGUCGACAAGCGGUGAAGAGGAUGUUCUUGAUGAAGAAGAUAUUGAUAAACUCAAUCCAAAUUAUGUGUUAUAUAAAGCAUCGAUAGCUCACAAUCUUCCAGUCAUGUGUCAAGCUAUGAGUUUGGGCGCUGACAAGAAUUGGAUUAAUCCUGAAAUCUUUGAAAGAACACCAUUACAUCAAGCUGUUAUUGUGGGCUCGUUAAUGACCUGCGAAUUUUUAAUAAUGAAUGGUGCGAAUAUAAACUGUGUUGAUCGAAGAAAUUACACACCAUUACAUCUCUCAAUUGAAAUGGGAAAUACGGCAUUGGCAUAUUUACUUUUAAAACACAAAGCCAAAUAUGAUAUACAAACAGUUGAUGGAAAAUUGCCAAUCGAUUUUGCUGUACAAACUGCGAAUGCUGACGUUGUAACGUUGCUCCGGUUACAUCAACUUAAUGAUGAAAUUGGAGGAACUGAAGAUAGUGAGCCAGGCGGAGAUUCAACAUACAAUGAUGUUAUGCGUGAUUUUUCACAUCUAGCAAACAAUUUGAGAUUACGAAGUAAUAAACGCGACGGAGGUGGCAGUUCAUCCUCAUCAUCAAUCACAAACAACAUGGACAAUAUAUCAAUGGAAUAAAGUAAUCAGGAUCUCUAAUUAAAUCAAUUGCAUUAAAUUUCUCUUGUUGUUUUUACCAUAUUUGAAUCUCACAUCACAUCAAUCAACUGUUAUUAUUGUGGACCUUUUUAAUCAAAGAUACAUACAUUCAAGACAUAUUUUAGAAGAGUUUACCCAAGAGAAAAAAAAAAGAAAUUUUAUGACAGUUUUAAGUCAUAUUCAUAUUCCAAAUGUUUAUUCAUACAUUAUUUUUUGUUAAAUGCACGAUUUCUUAUUAUAAUUUGUUUUAUCUCAUAACAUUAAAGUUAACAAAUUAAUCAUGUCACAUUACUUUUUAUUGCAACACUUAAAAAGUGAACCUUAAUUGUUCACGUGAUGAAGCUUCCAUGGAAAAUUGAAAACUUUUUGCUCAUAAGUUUCUUAUUAGGCGUUAGUUUCUCAUGAUUGUUUUGAAAUAUCCCUGGAAUUUCCAGUCUGGAAAUAUCACUUAAUUUUCUUAAUUAAAUAGCAAUCAAAUAAAUAUACCGGAUAAUCAUCAUAAAAAAUUAAUUAUGAGUAUUAUUGACAAUUACUUACUAAAUAGCUAGUGGGUUAGCUAGUACCAAAUCUAAAAUCCUAUAGACGAUCUUAAAAAGCGAUUUUUCAUAUUUAAAAGAUUUUAGGCUGUGUUUUUCAUUAAAAGUACAGCUAUAAAACCUUAAAAAAAUGAUACUUAUAACUAUCAUAAUAAAAUAUUCACAACCAUUCAUUCCAUGUUAAGAAAAUUUUGGGUUUGAAAAUUGAUAAAAAAAUUAAUCACAGAAUUUUUUAUGAUUUAUGAGAGCUUUAUCUUGAUUUGCUGCUUGUAAACCACCAGAAACUUGAGGCUAUAAACUCGUAAAUUGUAAUUAUUCGUUUUUUCUUUUGUUCAAAUUUCAAGCCACCAAAAAAGGCAUUUUUUAUUUCUUUCAAGAUAUCUUUAAGAUAUUUAAGUUUUGUUUUCACUUCUCUUAUUAAAACAUAUUUGUUAAGCUUAAAAAAAUAUUCAAAAUAUUUUGUUGGACAUUAUUGAUGCGGGAAGAAGGUAUCUAGAAAGUAUUGCUAGAAAAAAUAUCAAUUCAAGAAUAAAAGAACAUUCAUUUAAUCAAAAU